AUGAGCGCAUCGCCAGCUCAGGCGCCGUCAGGCCCCAACUCCGUCACCCCUACCACGGGAGGGCCACCGGCGCAGAUGAUGCGCAAGAAGCCGCCGGUCAACAUCUUCAACAACAGCAAGAAGAAGCCGCUCAAGCGACCGCCAGGCCAGCGACCUGCUGCUCCCGGCCAGGCACCAAAUGGAGCUCGCCCAACCCCUCUCCAGCAACAACCGCCAGUCCGUCCUCCUACACCUUCGCUCAAUGGCAAUGUAUCCGCCGCGCCACCAGCAGCCGACGAGAAUGAAUACACCGACUAUCCCAUCGUCAUCUCCAAGCGCGCCCUGAAUGCGGCUGGCCAGCGCUUCCAUGCCCUCAAGUUCCACAGUCGUAAGAAUGAGAAGGGCGAGAUCAUCGAAAUCAAUCCCUUCGACGAGUCCCAGUUUGUCAAGCCGCUGCGCCUCCACCGCCGUUAUGCGCGUGACAAGAUGGAGGUCGCCGAGCAAUCAGAUGCAGCUGGCGGCGUGGACGACAAGGAGCGCGAAGUCAUGAAUGCGCGCCGAGCUGAACGCCAGGCCGAGCGGGAAGAGAAUCAAAAGCUGAUUGCGCCGACUGGAGGCGACACAAACAGGCCCAUGAAAAAGAAGCAGCAGAAGAAGGUCGAGGAGGGCAGAGAUGAGAGCAACCCAGCUCGACAGAAGCGACAAAAGCUGCGAUACGAGGAAGCACGUCCGUGGCAUUUGGAGGACUUUGAAGGCAAGAACGUCUGGGUCGGCAGCUACGAAGAGGCACUCUCAGAACGCAGCAUCAUGUUACAGCCCGAUGUCAACGUCUUCCGCAUGGUGCCUGUCGAGAAGUGGUACCGCUUUAUCGAGACGAACAAGGUCAGGACCAUGGACCCGGAAGAGGCCGAGAAGAUCAUGCAGAAGAAGUUUGGCGUGGGCAGAUGGGGCUUGAAUACACAGAAGGCGAACGACGAGCACCGGCGCGAGGAGGCUGUUGCACGUAUCAAGGCUGCCCGCCAAGCCAAGCGCGAGGAAGAUGACGAUCGACGCGCUUUCGGUGGCGACGAUGGUGACUUUCAAGCCGACAGAGACAUGCUCGACAUGGAGUUCAAGGACGAGUUUCAAGAUGACGAUGAAGGCAUGCUCUUUCAGGGAGACGAGGGCGAGGAUGAGAAGGAGAUCGAGCAGAAGAUCUGGCUAGAGAUGCGGAAUGCUGGACUUGGUGGCACUGGUGUCAAGGAUGAAGAUCUCGACCCUGAGGAAGAAGAGCGACGAAAGGCCGAAGAAGAGCGCGAAGAGAAGGACAAGACAAAGCAACUGCGCAAGCAACUCAUGAAGAAAGAGCACCAGAUCCAGUACGGCAGCGAUGACGAAGAGUUCGACUCAGACGACAGCGACGAAGAGGACCAGCGCAAGAAGGAGGAACAGGAGAAGGAAGAGGCAGCCAAAAAGGCUGGUCAGGUCAAUGGCGACAAAUCUGGUUCGUCGACUCGAGGAACGAACACUCCCUCUGGACGACCCGAGAAGCGUCCUGGCUCGACAUUGGGCAAACGGCCUGGCUCCCCAGACGUCUCUGAUCUCAGUGGCAACGAAUCGAGCCGCAAGAAGAUCAAGAGUGCGAAUGGUGCAGCCACCGCUCCAGGUCGUGCUUUAUCUCCGGAUAUGGCCAAGAAGAAGAUUCGAUCAGGAGGCGGCAGUGGCAGUGGUAGUGACACGGACACAUCUCGCGGCCGCCCCAAGAUCAAGCUCAAGAACAGCCCGCCAGGCUCUCCCUCCUCCAACACUCCAAAUGGUUCACGAUCUGGAACCCCAGCUGGUGGCAGCCGUGCUCAAAGCGCGAAGCCCAAUGGCGGCGCCAAGGCGUUCCCAACACUCGAAGAGGUCCGCGCUGCCAUUCCGCCCGAUGGAAUCGAGAUCAAGACUCUUGUUGGCAUGUUCAAGACUCAAGUAGCUGGACGAAGUGGCGAGUUCAUCGCUUUGGUCAAAGCCGCUGGCAUCCAGAACAAGACGAAUGGGAGGAUUAUGCAGAAGACCUAG
Messenger RNA from Zasmidium cellare ATCC 36951, 2019 nucleotides. RefSeq lists its product as uncharacterized. Gene Ontology annotation, biological process: positive regulation of transcription elongation by RNA polymerase II; transcription initiation at RNA polymerase II promoter. Gene Ontology annotation, cellular component: transcription factor TFIIF complex; nucleus. The transcript has 2 exons. Bases 1 to 2019 code for a protein of 672 amino acids. The record is from RefSeq and is a predicted model, not a curated record. Gene Ontology annotation, molecular function: RNA polymerase II general transcription initiation factor activity; TFIIF-class transcription factor complex binding; DNA binding. Lineage: Eukaryota; Fungi; Ascomycota; Dothideomycetes; Mycosphaerellales; Mycosphaerellaceae.